Molecule: messenger RNA, 645 nt
Organism: Fulvia fulva
Lineage: Eukaryota; Fungi; Ascomycota; Dothideomycetes; Mycosphaerellales; Mycosphaerellaceae
Exons: 1
Coding region: 1-645 (214 amino acids)
Source: RefSeq, a predicted model, not a curated record
AUGCCAGCCGGAUUUCUUGAUAUGCCGCCGGAGAUGCGCAACGUAACUUACGGAUUUAUCUUCAGCAAUGACCGACGUUCAUACUGGACAGACUUGCGCCACGCUCGUCCAUCAGGGGGGAAUUUGCUGCUGGUGAACCGACAAAUUUACUCUGAGUCUAUAGGACUAUUCCUAGACGCAAGUCGAGACUACUGGUCAUCGAACCACUUCUACCUCAACACUCCAACAGUCAGCACAGCCGAUAAAGAGAGGCUGAAGAUGAUGGACCUCUCCUCAAUCCACCAUCUUAAGCUAGUCUUCCAGAUAACAUGGCCUUCUCUGCUCUCACACUGCCUAGUGGUCGAGCUCAAUCUCAUCGACUCUCGGGGUGUCUGGUCCGCCAAAAUCUAUGGUGACCGCACCGGCCCCGAUGGGUCGACGCAGUAUUAUCGUCUCUAUACACGUCAUCGCGAUGAGGCAGAAGUCUUCGGCCGUACCUUCGGGACCAGGAAUGAAGCCAUGGAGGCUUGUGAGAAGCAGGGACAAUACGCCUCUGUGUAUGAUCAGAUCAUCAGGGUCGUGGAUUUGAACGCUGAGUUGUGCAAGAGGCAUGAGGCGGAUACUGUGCCGUGGGUACCACGGGUGGGGGAAGAACUGAGGGUGUGA